Messenger RNA from Oryctolagus cuniculus (rabbit), 497 nucleotides. It is a transcript of the gene DEFB113, whose product is annotated as defensin beta 113. The record is from RefSeq and is a predicted model, not a curated record. Gene Ontology annotation, cellular component: extracellular region. NCBI's taxonomy places the organism in Eukaryota, Metazoa, Chordata, Mammalia, Lagomorpha, Leporidae. Gene Ontology annotation, biological process: innate immune response.
CCCAACUCCAGUCAAGUGAAUCUAUCAACAAUGAAGAUACUUUGCAUUUUUAUGGUCUUUGUCUUCACUGUGUCUUGUGGUCCUGCAGAUCCACAGAAAAAAAUAAGAGAAGCUCUAGUGAGAAAACGAGAAUGUUACCUUGUUCGUGGUUCUUGCAAGACUAAAUGCAACACCUGGGAAUACGUUUAUAAUCACUGUGAUACUGAGCCCUGCUGUGUGGUACGGGAGUACAUAAGACCACAGGAAGUCACAACGAUCAGUACAACAACUCAUAAAAAUGCAAAUUCUCAUUCAAAUAUUUAACAGUAUACUGUAACAUUAUGUUUGACUCUCUGGGAUCAUAAUAUUACUAAUCUUCCAUCAUAGUUAUCUGUUAUUUUACCAUAUUCAAAUAAAUGUAUGCUCAAUUCGGGAAGAUUGCUUAUUAGAAUUAUAAUGACUCUGAGAAAGUUGUAAAAACCGAAGUCCAUCUUUCUUUUACUAAAGGCAUGUCAAUA